AUGGAGGCCAUUAAAAAGGAAAGGACAGAAGAUCAGGUGUUUCUGAUAGUAUUCGUCUUCUACCUCAGUACGACGGCAAAUAUGAGUCCAACUAGAAACCCAUUCCUUAAUGAGGUACUAACACCACAAAAUGAUCCAAUUCCACAAAAUAGUACACAACGUUACACCUCAAUAUCCCAGAAAACGUCUUCUAGACCGACACUCGAAUAUCCACCAACAUAUAAUACUACAACAUAUAAUACUACAACAUAUAAUACUACAACAUAUAAUACUACAACAUAUAAUACUACAACAUAUAAUACACCAACAUAUAAUACACCAACAUAUAAUACUACAACAUAUAAUACUACAACAUAUAAUACUACAACAUAUAAUACUACAACAUAUAAUACUACAACAUAUAAUACUACAACAUAUAAUACUACAACAUAUAAUACUACAACAUAUAAUACUACAACAUAUAAAACUACAACAUAUAAUACUACAACAUAUAAUACUACAACAUAUAAUACUACAACAUAUGAUACUACAACAUAUGAUACUACAACAUAUAAUACUACAACAUAUAAUACUACAACAUAUAAUACUACAACAUAUGAUACUACAACAUAUGAUACUACAACAUAUAAUACUACAACAUAUAAUACUACAACAUAUAAUACUACAACAUAUAAUACACCAACAUAUAAUACUACAACAUAUAAUACUACAACAUAUAAUACUACAACAUAUAAUACUACAACAUAUAAUACUACAACAUAUGAUACUACAACAUAUAAUACUACAACAUAUGAUACUACAACAUAUAAUACUACAACAUAUAAUAUUACAACAUAUAAUACACCAACAUAUAAUACACCAACAUAUAAUACACCAACAUAUAAUACUACAACAUAUAAUACUACAACAUAUAAUACUACAACAUAUAAUACUAGAGACGUAGACAAAUUCGUACCUGUUUCUGUGGUUUAUCGUCGGAAUGAACUCGCACUGGUCACGGCUAGUUUACCUCUAAUGGCCCGCAACUUCUACCGACCAAUCAAAACUCUGCUAAUAUGA
This is a messenger RNA of Pecten maximus, 1059 nucleotides long. RefSeq lists its product as uncharacterized. The coding region runs from base 1 to 1059 and encodes 352 amino acids. The transcript has 3 exons. The record is from RefSeq and is a predicted model, not a curated record. Lineage: Eukaryota; Metazoa; Mollusca; Bivalvia; Pectinida; Pectinidae.